AUGGCAUCAUCAUCACCAACCCUGAAAGAAAAUAUCAAGAAGGCCUACGACAACGUAGCAGUCAAGUACGCAGAAUGGACGAAAUCAAGCUAUCCUACCCGCGUCGAAUAUCUGCAGAAGCUGCUCGCAUACCUUCCGCCCGCACCAGUUGAAAAGUCGGUUCUCGAGUUAGGCUGCGGUUCGGGCCAGCCUUGCACUGCGAUCCUUGCUUCAAAUCCUGGCAUGAAAGUUACGGCGAACGAUAUCUCUUCUGUGCAGCUUGCGCUUGCCAAGGAGCACCUCCCUUCUGCAAAUGUGUCUCUUAUUGAGGGAGAUAUGAUGGAGCUGUCGUUUGAAGACAACAGUUUCGACGCCGUGAUUGCCAUGUAUUCGAUCCUCCACCUGCCGAAGGAGGAGCAAGUGACUCUACUAAAAAGGAUAUACAAGUGGCUGAAGCCUGGGGCAUUGUUUCUGGGGAGUUUUGUGGCAGGCCUUAAGGAUGAGGACUUGUUUGAUAAGCAUUGGUUGGAUGGGACGGAUGGAGAGAUGUUCUGGAGUGGCUGGGGAGAGGAAAGGACCUGUGAGAUAGUCUCUUCAAUUGGGUUUGAGCUGAUUCUCAGGGAGGUUGUCGCUGAGAUCGAGGAAGAGAAAGGAGAAGGAAGGGAAAUUCCCUUUUUAUGGGUCCUUGGGAAGAAGACGGAUAAUUAA
Aspergillus fischeri NRRL 181 is the source of this 687-nucleotide messenger RNA. Its product is annotated as class I SAM-dependent methyltransferase. The transcript has a single exon. NCBI's taxonomy places the organism in Eukaryota, Fungi, Ascomycota, Eurotiomycetes, Eurotiales, Aspergillaceae. The record is from RefSeq and is a predicted model, not a curated record. The coding region runs from base 1 to 687 and encodes 228 amino acids.